This is a messenger RNA of Prunus persica (peach), 994 nucleotides long. RefSeq lists its product as uncharacterized. The coding region runs from base 209 to 913 and encodes 234 amino acids. The record is from RefSeq and is a predicted model, not a curated record. Lineage: Eukaryota; Viridiplantae; Streptophyta; Magnoliopsida; Rosales; Rosaceae. The transcript is spliced from 3 exons.
GCAUAUCACAAAAUGGAACAGGAAAUGUCACCACAAAAGAAUGAAGCUGAAAACCAACCAAAGCGCAGAAUCAAAAUGAUGGCUCAAAAGAGUAAACCAAAGCCAAAGCCAAACUAUGAUCGGAAAGCAAAGCACCCGGACUAUGUCCAAUUUCGGUGCAAUGCCUAUGCUUUCAACAGCAUCAUUAGAGACAUAAAGGACAAGCUCAAUGAAAGGCAGAAGAAGCUUCUCAAGAAAACCCCUUUUCUGGAACUUGAUCGAGCUGUUUUACCGCCAGAGAAUUGACAUGAAUAACAUGAAUAAGUCGGACCUUGACUUAGUACAGCUGCUUAAGAAAUUUGAUCCGGAUACAAAGUCCUUCAAAUUUGGAACCAAAUCAUUCCAAAUCACAGGCAAUGCAGUGACUCAGAUUCUAGGACUGCCAAAUGAAGGCAAAUCUGUCAAACUUGUCAAUGAUAGGUACACUGCUACCUUCAGAACAAGGCACUUUGGAGAAAAGGGAAAACCAUCAAAAAACCAGGUAGAAGCAGAAUUACAAAAGACAAUUGCCUUGGCAAACCAACCGAAGAAAGAAAAGGCAAAGACAGAGCAAAAGAAAAAAACGAACAAAGGAAAAGAAAAGAAAGAAGCUGAAGAAGAAGAAGAAGAAGAAGUUGAUUACGACAAGGAGGUGGUCAGCCUAAUAUUGAUUCUGCUGUGCAUGACAUUUCUUUUUGCCAACUCUUCAUCUACUUUGCAUUGGUGUGAAUCCUUGACCGCAAAAGCAAAAGCAAAAGCAAAGAAGGGAGGAGAAGCCUCUAUAGGAGCUGUUUCGGGUUGCACUAUCCUAAUAUUGUUUCUACUGUGUGAGAGGACAAACAUCAUACAACCAAUCCUUGGCAAGGAGAAAGAAACUCCUGCCAUUCUUAAAUAGAGUCUUGUGGAACUCCACACAAGAUUCAACCAAAUAAAGGACUUGAAUGACAUCGAGGGUAUUUUCAAAACUCCUAAAAAG